AUGCGCAGUGGAUCUUCUUUCGCCCUUCGACUAAUUUCACCACCCGUCUUUCUUCCUUUUUGCUUUCUCCCUAUCUCCUUCCGCCAUAUCCCUCCCCAGCCCUUCACGAUUUCCGGCACCCCUACUCUAUCCCCUCCUUCACCCAUGGCGUCUCCCCGUCCUCACAACUUCGGUUCCCAAGGCUAUCCUCUCUCGAACGGUGCGACGCCCUCUGGUCCGGCACCCGGAGCCACGCCGCUUCUUCCCAACAAUGGCAGAAUUAUUCAGAAUGGACCGACUCGGAUUCUGUGCAUUGCGGACGUGCGAGGAAACCUGAAGUCUCUGAAUGAGCUGGCGAAGCAAGCUCGCGCAGACCACAUCAUCCACACGGGUGACUUUGGUUUCUACGAUGAUACUUCGCUGGAGCGCAUUGCAGACAAAACCCUUAAGCAUGUGGCUCAAUAUUCCCCCCUCCUCCCCGAGAACGUGAAGCGGUCAAUCGCACAGGUUCCCCCUCAGCAGUCGAUUAAGCAGCGUUUCACUCCGGACCAGCUACCCCUCUCUGAGCUGCCCAUGCUCCUUGACAAGCGCAUCACCCUUGAUGUUCCUGUCUACACAGUUUGGGGUGCUUGCGAGGAUGUUCGUGUGUUGGAGAAGUUCCGGUCGGGCGAGUACAAAGUGGAUAAGCUGCACAUCAUUGACGAGGCCAACUCGCGGUUGCUGGAUAUUGGUGGUGUUAAGCUGCGUCUGCUUGGACUGGGUGGUGCGGUGGUGAUGCACAAGCUGUUUGAUAACGGUGAGGGAAAGACAACAAUUGCCGGUGGCCAGGGUACUAUGUGGACGACGCUGCUGCAGAUGGGCGAGCUGAUUGACACCGCUAACCGAGUCUACGACCCGUCCGAGACCCGUGUUUUCGUCACCCACGCCUCGCCUGCCCGUGAGGGCAUGCUGAACCAGCUUUCCGUCACUCUCAAGGCAGACUUUUCUGUCUCUGCUGGUCUUCACUUCCGCUACGGCUCUUCCUACAACGAAUUCUCUGUCAACCCUUCUUUGGACCACUACCGUGGCAAGCUCGCAGCCUCGAAGGCAUCUUUCACCGAUGUUUGGGAGACCGUGCGGGGCGAAGUAGAGUCAGCCAUUUCCUCCAACGAGGCGCAGAAGACUUUACUCGACAACGCUCUGGAUGUGGUACAGAAGAUGCCUUCCAUUGCUAACGGCGGCAACCCCUUCGGCGGCCCUGUUGCAGCUGGCAACGCCGCUGGCCAGGUGGACGAGAGCGCUUUCAAGAAUAUGUGGAACUUCAACCUUGCGGAUGCUGCCUUUGGAUACCUGGUCCUGGAAAUUGAGGGUGGUCGGAUCGCGACGGAGAUGCGGGCUCAAGGUUUCAACUUUGCCCACCGCAGUGGCAAGCCUGCGCCCGGUGGUGCUCAGCCUGUUGCCAGUGGUCUUCCUGCUACCACUGCCUCUCCUGCCCCCACUGGCGCGGGUGGCCGGCCUACCGCAAACACCCCCCAGUUUGGCCAAGCUCCCCCCCCCGUGGUGGCUCUGCCGCCGCCUGCGAGCCCGCAGCCCCCUACUACCACAUCCGCUCAGCCAGCGGGUGAGGAGAAGGUCGCUGGUGCCGACACUAACGGCGCCGUUCAGCAAGAGAAGCCUGGCGAUUCUCCCGCUCCUCGUGGCGAGAAGAAGCCCAGCAACGGGCUCUUCGUGUCCAACGUUGACAAUGAGCAGGCAGUCCGUGAGAUGCUUCCCGAGGAGGACCAGGCUAAGGUUGUCAAGAUUGAGAAGUACGGCAAGUUCAACCAUGUCGUGACAUUCGCGACUGUGGAGGAUGCCAAGGCUGCUCUCGACCGUCAGCCCAUUGAGUUCAAGAAGCCCACUCCUGGCCCCGGCCCUCGCAAGCCCAACUUCAAGUUCUUCGAGGACCGCAGCCGUGGCCAGGGCAAUGCCGGAACCUGGCAGAGUAGCACCCGCGGUGGCGCUAGCGUCGGGCAGCGUGGCUACCAGAGCGCCAGCGAUAGCGAGGGUGCUCGCCGGGGUGCAUUCGGCGGCCGUGGCCGUGGCCGAGGUGAUCGGGGCCGUGGCGGCCGUGGAGGCCGUGGCGGUAGCUUCAAGGGCAGUUCGGCUGACUCCCCUGGCCCCUCAACCCCAUCUGGUGAUAAGCCCGCCACGUCCGGUGGAGAUGCCUAA
Messenger RNA from Penicillium canariense, 2169 nucleotides. RefSeq lists its product as uncharacterized. The transcript is spliced from 5 exons. Lineage: Eukaryota; Fungi; Ascomycota; Eurotiomycetes; Eurotiales; Aspergillaceae. The coding region runs from base 1 to 2169 and encodes 722 amino acids. The record is from RefSeq and is a predicted model, not a curated record.